Molecule: messenger RNA, 3827 nt
Organism: Chiroxiphia lanceolata (lance-tailed manakin)
Lineage: Eukaryota; Metazoa; Chordata; Aves; Passeriformes; Pipridae
Gene: BLOC1S6
Product: biogenesis of lysosomal organelles complex 1 subunit 6
Exons: 5
Coding region: 145-648 (167 amino acids)
Biological process (GO): intracellular transport
Cellular component (GO): extrinsic component of membrane; transport vesicle; BLOC-1 complex
Source: RefSeq, a predicted model, not a curated record
CGGCGGCUCCUCUCUAUGGUGCGGCGGGGCGCGGGGCGGGGGGCGCCGGUCCGCCCCGCUCGGUGAGGGCACCGGACCCGCCUUCCUCCGCCGCGGGCUCGGCCCUUGCCCUGCCGUGCCCGAGGGGCGGCCGGAGCGGCGGCGAUGAGCGGCGCGGAGCGGCCGGAGGAGGCGGCGGCGGCCGCGGGCGGCCCCGGGCUCUCGCUGGGCCCUGGUGUUACAUCUCCAGAUGAAGGAGUAGUAGAAGAUCUGCCUUUAAUAGAUGAGAAAGCUGUGGAGCAGCUGACUGAAGGAUUGAUUUCCCAUUAUCUGCCUGAUCUUCAGCGAUCAAAAUCAGCACUGCAGGAACUUACACAGAACCAGGUGGUAUUACUAGAAACAUUAGAACAAGAAAUUUCUAAAUUCAAAGAGUGUAACUCCAUUCUUGAAAUCAAUGCUUUGUUUUCAGAAGCUAAACACUAUCACAACAAAUUAGUGAAUAUUAGAAAUGAAAUGAUGAUGAUCCAUGAGAAGACGUCAAAGUUAAAAAAAAGAGCACUUAAGCUGCAACAAAAGAGGCAGAAGGAAGAACUAGAACGAGAACAGCAACGUGAGAAGGAACUUGAAAGAGAGAAACAGUUAACGGCAAAACCUGCAAAGAGGACAUGAAAGCAGAGCAUGCAACAACUUGUCUGAAUUAAUGAUUUCUGCAUUCUCUGGAAUUAAGGCAGACUUUGCUUAAACUGGGCUAUAGCUGUUACUGGCAACCUAUGGUAAUACCCUGUGGUAUUAUAAAUUCCAGAAUGGUAAUAAUAGUGUUGGUAACGUUCACAUUUUUUCAUUACAGCCAUUCAAGUUGCCUUCUUUUGUAAUGCUAUGCAGUUUGAUAUUAUUAUAAUGUAAGUUAAUUUUUUAUAUAUAUGUAUAUUGGAGAACUUAGGCAUCAUAAUUUUAAAUAUCAGUUUUUUUUUUCAUUUGUCCUUCUGGUGUUUGGAAUUCUGAGAGAUACUUGAUGACUGGUACGCGUGUUUUUCAGACAAAAUACAGAAUACCAGUUGAAGUUCCCUUCUCAUCACUGAUCUUCAGUGGCUGCCUGUUUCACUGAAACUGCUUUGUUUCAGGCAGUUGGGGUCUGCCUUUGAUCACAAAUACUGACUUUUUGUGCAGCCUUAGUUUGGUCCAUCUCUACGAUCUGAAGAAACUUCCAGUGUAUUUGCCUAAAAACUCACUUUAUUGCUGCAAUCUUAUUUUUUUGGCAUCAAGUAGCUUAAAAACAGUUUUAAAAUAACUUCUGAAUAAGUUCCCAGCUGAAUUGAUUGGCGAGGGGAAGCAGAACACAAAAGAUUGUCAAAAUUGAUGUGUGCACAAUGCAGAGAUUGAUGAAUUUGUGCUUCCACAAACAUUUGAGUCAAACCAGGGAGCUGUUGCUUCUGUAAUGUCAUCUAAGCAUAUUUUUUUGUGGGAUUAGAAGUUACAGUUUCUUCAUCUUGUGUGACAAAAUAAAACAUAUCCAAAACUAAACAAUUUCCACUUCAGUUACCUGUAGGAAAACUAUUGCAUUUAAUGUUUUUUCCUUAACAAAUGAAUCAUUUGCACUUUGGGGCAAUGUAAGAGAAUUUUUGUUAUGCUGUCCUUACCCAAAUUGAUGAUUAUUACUGUGUACUGAUGAUAAAUUUGAAUGGAGGUUGAUAUCCAUUUCUCUGAAUGUAAUUCUUGUCUUGCAGCACUUGGUGUGAACUCCCAUUCCAAUGAAUGUACAUGUUGUCUAGACUGGUAAAAGAGCUUUAAACUAUUUGUUCCUACAGUCUAACAAACUAGCUAUUUUAUAUCUGUGUUAUUUUUUAAGUGGUAAUGUAAGUGGUGUGUUUUGAAGUAAGAUAAAGGAUAAGCUAUGUAAAGUUUUCCAUAAAAUAUGUAUGGGAAGGUAUCAGAGAGGCACAGGCAAUUUUAUUUUUUGUUCUGUUUUAGAUUACUUUUACACACAGUACACCUGCCUGGAUUCUUCUGUAUUGUGAUUUUCUCCUAAUUUCCUGUUCUUAAUAUUUGUCAUCUUUUUCUAACAAGUACCCAUCCAACAUGCAAGGUAAACUGGGAUAAAAUUUAGGGGCAAGGAGAACAAACUACCUAAAGCCUACUUAAAGUCUGAAGAGACACUGAAAUGCUGUUACUGAAGCAGUAAUAGAUUAAAACUUUCCACAGGUAUUUUUCCCUUAAGUUGACUUGUGUCUGUUACUUGCCAGUGGAUUGUUGACCUGUGCUGUGGUUUGUAUGUAUUUCUAAGAGAAAUGUAAAGAAUUUCCACAGUCCAUUUUGUGGAGCAGAAUGUACAUAAGUAAAUGUUGUUUAAAUAUUUUAUUUUGUAAUGUAAUUUGAAAAUCAGAUUCUGGGAAUUUAAACAAUUCUCAUUAAAGUAUAACAUAAAACUAGAUGCCUCAGUAUCCAAAUCAGGAUCGAACUCCUUUGGUGUUUCUUGAUUUGUGUUCCCUCAUCUAGAAUCCAGUUUACUGUGUCAAGUUGUAGUCUCUCUCUCUCUGUGAAGAACUGUGGGUGGUUUUUUGUUUUGUUUUAAAACUCAUGGCUACUUUUACUGAAACUAGAGAAUUCUAAGCAUAGAAAUUGAUGCCUUUGCAAGUGCACACUUCAGCAUUUCUUUGGAAUAAUUUGUGAUCAGAGGAAGAAAAGCUGACAGUGCUUGCCUGAGGAAUCACAUACAUAUACAUAAAAAUGUAAUUGAUUAACUUUUUCUAUAAAAGUAUAGUAAAAUCUGUUUUUUCUAUGAAUAAGGAACUAAUUUUACUAAAUUACCUUUCUGUAAUAAAGGGGAAGACAUGAAUAAAAAUAUAUAGAGGGAAGUUUCUUCAGUUUAUGUAACUUUUAUUAAUGAGCUCUUAAAUUACUUCAGUCAAAAUUACAAUUUGUUAUCUCUGUAGAAUGUUGUUCUCCCAAAUACUCUUAUGUCUUAAUGCAUAAAAGUAAAUACUGCACUGGAUGAGUUUGACAAUACUGGCAUCUAAACUUGUGUUCUUGCAGUAACGUGCACAGCUACAACAAGUAAUUCUAUUGCUGUAUACAUUUAGUCUGGCUUGAUUUUAUAAAAAAUUACUUGUCAAGUAGAUAAAUCCAGUAGUAUUAGACAUUAGUUACUGAAUUUUUAUCCUAUCCACGUGAGAAGGUGUAGUUAGCUGCAUUUUUUUAGAAACAGAUAAAGUGACAGCAUUAAAACAAGUUUGGGGUUUUUUUGUGCUAUUUCAUGCUCAGUGUACUCACUUGUUUUUAAACAAUCAAGUCAUAGCAGCAGAAGUAGGAACUUAACUGUGCAGUAACUAUUUGAAUUUUUAUUUUGUAAGGUUCUACAAGUUUAGGAGUUACCAUGGCUCACUGGGGAAUCUUGGUUUCCCAUGCUUUUAUCUUUGCUGUUGUUAACCCGGAUGCUUCAUUUGGGUUUCCCUACCUAUAACCGAACAGCUUUCCAUGAGACAGUUUUUAAUCCAGUGAAAUCUGGCUUUGUCACUAAUAGGGAUAUUCAUAAGAUGAAUACUUGUUUCCUUUUGGAAAAUGGCUACAGAAUAUUUUAGCUGGUUUUCCUCUGUGUGCUGUGACCUAAAUGAUAAUAGCGUAAAUAAUAACAUAAAGGCUGUUUCUGUAGCUGUUCUGUUGGAAUUCCAGCAGCUGAGAGAAUUCUCUGGCUGAUUUAUUCUGAAUUAUGCUUCAGUAGACACUUUCUGCCACAAUUGCUUGCUUUGCAAUACUGCUGGCUGUUCUUUAUUUUAAUUCUGAGCUUGGUGCUUUAAUGUCUCACCUUGCGGGGGUCAGGUUUUUUUAAACCUCAUUAAAUCUGAUUGCUUGUU